Messenger RNA from Amoebophrya sp. A25, 2999 nucleotides. Lineage: Eukaryota; Dinophyceae; Syndiniales; Amoebophryaceae. The record is from the annotation of a GenBank genome assembly.
CGUGAGUGUUUCAGGUCCGAAAGCUGCACCACCUCCAGCAAGUCCACAACCUGUCGUGCAAGCAGUACCAACGCAACAGCCACAGGAAUAUGCGGAGAACGCGGGCGCACGGGGUGAAGCCCCUCAGGUAGUGUCGAGCGGUAAACAAAAGGCGAGCACCAAUUUCGGUACAACUGAUGACCAGACCGAAGAGCAAAGUAGGCCGAGUGCGCCACCCCGCAGCGCUUCAGGCUCACCUCCACCGAGCGCCAAUCGCGACCAGCCGCCUUCAACAUCUGGACGAUCCUCGCAAGGUCCAGAGGAAGGCAACGGCCCGUCAGGGUCAGCAGAGGAUCAACCUAAUCUUUCUUCGGGCACAACAUCAAGAGGUCGACCUCAAGAUGGGCAUGAUCCGUCUCGACGACAGCAUGCUCCUGAAGAGCAACAACAGGGACAAAGCGCGCCUGGUGGAACCACCAGCGCUGGCCCCCUGAAGAGCGGGAAUGCGGACGCCGCGCCCCCAGGAGCUGCAGGAAAUGUCAGGUCGGGACAGCGCGGGAGCGGAGGAUAUCCCGACCCAAGCGACGCACGAGGCCGAGCGCGUGCACAAAGCCCGCAAAGAGGACGACAAAUUGGGGGCAGUGUGUCCGACGAUGACGAGCUCCUAGAUGUCGCGGAAGAGGAGGAAUCGCAUCAAGUGGUUUUUGGAAUCGAGAACGUAGGCAACAGUUGCUACUGGAACGCGCUCAUUCAGGCUGUUUGGCGCUUGCCUGCCGUGCAAGCUGACCUCGAUUACAUAUGUUCAGAGGGACCAUUCGAGACCCUCAAGCUCACCUAUCCCCUGCUCAGUGCUGCCUGUAUCUUUCAAAAUUACUGGCUGCGAAGGCGGAGCCUCCAACGACGCGACCACAACCUCUCUGACGAUGAUCACCGCGAUUACGAUAACGAGUAGAUAAAUGUGGCAGUAGUAUUUAGCACGGUGGGCGAGGGCGUGCCAAUGACAGCCUUGUUUUUCACAUGUGUCUCUUAUUACAUCGACGAAACAAAUGCGCACGAUUUGCGAAUUUUUCACUAGAUAGAAUUUGUAUCACCACCUCUAGAGUAUGAUGUUAUCUUAUCCGCCACCAGUACACCACUGGACGCCUACGCUCCGCUUCGCCCCUGCUUUUUUCAUAAAACUCUGACGCGGGCAAUCAUCUAUUUUCGACAGCAGGCGGUUUUGGUGUCCGGUAACGACGACUGGGCCAACGGUGGACAACAAGAUGCGUCCGAGCUGUUUGAGCUGCUUUUCACGAUACACCUGGAACCUAUUGUAGUUAAGAUUCACCUAGAGCCUAUUGUACUUGAGGGUAUCACAAUACACCUGGGUAGAGCCUAUUGUCUAAAGUAAGUUUUAGAUGUUCCUGGUACCAUUUGUUUUGCCUCUCCUCUUCCUCAGAGAGAAGAACAUAUCACACGGGAAACAGCAGCACAGAAAACGCCUCUAAUGUAGGCCGUCGUAACUGGGAUGUGGCGCGUGUCGCGCAAAUCUACUCUGUCUUUCAGCCGGACAUGGAUGGGCCUAGCUCUUAUGCAUCAUUGAAUUUUCAUUGUCUAGUAUGUUGUCACAUUUCUUUUUAUUCUUUGCAUACACAACGAGAACAAGGUCGUCGCUUUUCUCUGGAGGAUAGACAACGUAAAAUUGAAGUCCGUUCUAGUAUGUAAUUAAGUAUAUGCUUAUGCAGAAAGUGUAACCCAUGAAAUAAACAUGUGAUCGGAAAGAGAACGGCUAAGAGAUUUCUCCUUCUAAGAUAUGGCACCUGCACUUUUUGCAGGCACACCGACGACCGGUUUCUUGGAUCGUGCCGGCGGAACCACGACAGGAAAUACAGAAGAAGAUCAAGAUGGGCGCACUAGCAUUGAUGUCCUCCUGGAAAGGGAGUGCCGCGUCGUUUCCGUGGACGAAUGCUCGGUCCUGACGCUGCCGCUGGAAGGCCUGCAUCCGACGAGGAGCGAUACCCGUGGAAUUGUCGUGCCCAGGUCGCAGCCGCUCAGUUUCAUCGGCCUGUUCCGCGAAUACUUCACAAAGCGUGAGCACAUUCUCGGCGGCAACCCCUUAACCUGGCCUACCCCUCAGAUCGCAAAGCGGUGCAACCGCAAAGACGAAGUGGUCGACCCGAAUACGGGUAUCAAGAAAACGGUGUAUCCCUUCUGGAAGCAAGAGAAGCUGCAGAAGCCACCGCCGCGCGUCCUCGUCGUGCGGCUCGGGCGGUUCCGCUACCACAUCGAACAGCGCAGUGAUGGAUCAGUCACACAACGUUAAGGCCCAUAAUGAGUGUCCAUAAUUCCAUUGCAUCCGCAUUCAAUCGCAUAUCUCACUCACACGCAACACGAGUCGAUGUGUCAGUGCUAAGGAGAACGAGAAGAAAAAGUGCAACUACAAGACGCCUAACCCUAAUCUACUAAAUACUAAUUUUUGAUAUUCACGUCAGACAAUCUUCCACCUCCUCUAUUUUUCUUUUAGAAUUUUGAAGAGAUGAAUCUACUUGUUCUGAAAGUAGUGGCGAGCAGCGUAGUACUUCGCUUCUGCAAAUUUCAAGUUCUUUGUGUGCUGCAGAUGAACAAUUAGCAUGAGGUGCUCUAACAACGCGUAGACAAGAUAGCCACUCAAGUGAGUCUGCCGGAACGAUUUUGCAUCGGAGCAGACAACUACCAUACAACUUCUGCCAGCUCAAACGCGACCGCUGCUGCUGCUGCAGCGAGUCAAUUAAGGGCUCUUUCCACAUUUAGUUACAUGCUUCAUUCACAUCCUCGACCUUUUUGCAAGGGCGAAACUUAGGUCAAAGUAAGACGUAGCUCUGACAUAGAAUGUAAUGUGACUACAACCUUUAAGUCAAGAUCUACCCGUUGUGCCACGAGCGCAGCAGCACAGUUCAACAGCCAGUAACUGCUACCAGCUUUCUUCGGUAGUGCUGCACGACGGUCCUGGGCCACACGCUGGCCACUAUCGAACGAUUGCGCGCGUCAAGGGCUCAUGUUAA